GGCCAGGCGCCUGGCUUUUCCCGGAGGGAAAGCUGGGAGUGCGCUCUGCUGCCAGGACCCCGGUUCUUACUGGCACCCCGUCUUGCGGCGCAGAGAUUCUCAGUCUUUUGCCUGCAAAGUCACCCGAGUCACAGCCUUCCUGCUGCACCCUCGGGGCACGUGACUGGCCCGGGUCAUGUGACAUCAGAUCCCGCCAGCUGAGGCCCGUUGCCCUGGCAACAGCUGGCCCUCAAGGCCUUCCGGGCUAGGGCGCGCUCCGCUGCUCAGAUUCUCUGUCAAGAUCUGGUUUCUGAGGUGUUAUCACAGACAAUAUGUAUAAAGCUGGAAAUAUCUUGGAGCCCACCUCCGAACAACUGGAUGAAAUUGGAAGCAUGAGACCUGACAGGCUGCUUUUCCAAGGUGGUUUGCUUUGAUGCUACCCUAGAUGUGUUUCCAGUGCUGUAAAUACUUCUAGAAUGCUUGCUUCGGGAAGGGAAAAUUACUGACUAUGGCUCGCUAUUCCAAAGAAGAGUUGGAUGAAGAAUUUGAACAAUUUAUGAAAGAGGUUUCAGAUGAGUCUUUUGAAAAUUCAAACAAAACACCAAGACAACCUAAAAAAGCAAUGAAGAAGGAUACAACACCUUGGUGGAUAACAGAAGAUGAUUUUCAAGAUGAUGGACUGCUUGGAACAAAUGUAAGUUACUUGAAGACAAAGAAGAGUUCUCAGCCUAUUAUGGAAACAGAAGAGGAGUCAGCUGAAAGACUUCAGCUUCUUAAGAGCAGUGGAACCUCUAUCUUAAGUGUUGACAGCUUAGAAGCAAAUGAAUUGAUGGUUUCUGAGCUAAAUCAUAGUGUCUUUGGACUGGGGUUGGACACAUUGGAAGAACAGGAAGAGAAAGAACAGCUUUUUGCCAGGCUUGAGAAAGGCUUGACAUCAUCCAUUGAUUAUUCCAAAUUAAAUAAAGAAUUGGAUUCUGAUGACUCCACACAAUUUAAAGCUUUAUAUAGUUAUCAAGCUAAUGCAGAACUAGCUGAAGAUGAACAUAAGAAUCCAUUGAAACAUGAGGAACUGCCAGAAAAUUACAGUGAUCAUUUUGAAGAUGCAGACCAUAUUGAUGCACCUUUGGUUAUUAAAGAUGAAGAGAUUCAUCCCAAGGAAAAUCCUGAAUCAGAGAAGGUAAAUAUGCCCAUCAGGAAGAAGAAAACUGGCAUGCUGGCUAAUGUUGUAUUGCUCGACUCGUUAGAUUCUGUGGACGAGGUCAACCUUGGUGAAGAAGAUAAAGCAACAGCUCAAGCAAAGGCCCUCCCAGAAAUGACUGACAGUGCAAUGACAGAAAUAGGUGUUUCUUAUGGACAAAGCAAUGGUGACAUCGAAGCCCUGCAUCAGGCUUAUUGUCAUGUAGCUCAUUCUCUGGGAGAUACCGAGGAAACGAGAAUUGAGACUAACACAGAAAAUAGCAAGUGCUCAGUACAAGAUCAUAUUCAAGAAAAUGAAGAGUCUUCAAAAAACAUCUCUACCACUGAAUCUGAUCUGCCUACAGUAGAGGAGCUGAUGAAUCCUAUCAGAAUAGAUUCCUGUGGGGUCAGGGCCUUUGAGUUACUACCUAUCAGCUCUAAGAAAAUAACUGACAGUAAAAAAGGUGAAUAUGUGAGCUCUUCACUCCAUGAGAUGAAUGCAAAUGUUGUAUCCCAAGACCCAAGGCUUACAAACCAGUUUUCCAGAAAAAAUGAUGAAAAUACAGUUUUACAAAAGACAGCAAUUGAGAGUUUGGAAAAUAGCUGUCCAACAGUAACUGCUACAGAAGAACAUAUUGAUAAAAUGUACCUUGAUAUUUUGAGGGAGAAAAUAGCUAUUAACCCUUCAUUAUUGCCUCAGGAAUGCAAAACUAAUAAAACUUUCAGAUCUCAGCUCACUUUUGGAGAAGAGGAUGCUGUAGCUGGUAAACAGGUGCCGUGCAAGAAGGCCAGAAGUGCACCUCCUCUGCUUAAAAGGAAAAUGCAGAGUGGAUUGUAUGCAUCAGUUAGGAGCUCAGGCUAUGGCAAACCCAGUUCACCACUCAAGUCAUUUUCUGCUUUUGAAAAGAAAACUUCAAAGGACAUUAUGAAAAGCAAAAACAUGAGAUCCAUUCCCCCUUCAAAGCAAGCUAGGAAAAAAGAAAUGUUAUCUGGAACAAAACUCAUCAAGCCUGCAGCUUUGAGUAAACCAGCUCCCCAAACUGAAAGUUGCCUGGCUACACCUAAGAAGUCUGAGGACCCACAGGGGAUUCUUUUGUUCAGUUUCAGACAUGCCGCAGAGGAAUCUUCGAGACACUGCACUGGGAGCAAAGAGACAGAGCUGAAUAUGUUUAAAAGAGGUCGGGAAGCAGAAGAAGAGUGGAGGGGUGCACAGGCCCUCAGGGAGCAAAUUAAAGUCAUGCUCUCCGAAAAAGAGAAGGAGGUGGAACAUAAAUUGGAAUCCCUGAAGAGACAACAGGAAAAAGAACUCUUUAAAUUAAAUCAGGAAAACUACAUUCUUCAAGCCAAGUUAAGUAGCUUUGAAGAAACAAGCAGAAAACAAAGAUGGUUACAGUUUGGAGAGGCAUCUGAUCCCAUUACUGGAGAAAAACUGAAGCAAAUCCAAAAAGAGAUAGGAGAACAAGAGACCCUCCUUCAAGGCUAUCAGCAGGAAAAUGAAAGAUUGUAUAAUCAAGUAAAAGAUCUCCAAGAACAAAAUAAGAAAAAUGAGGAGCGAAUGUUUAAGGAAACAAAUUUAUUCAGCGAGUUAGCGUCUCUAAA
Messenger RNA from Nannospalax galili (Upper Galilee mountains blind mole rat), 2754 nucleotides. Its product is annotated as centrosomal protein of 162 kDa. Gene Ontology annotation, biological process: cilium assembly. Gene Ontology annotation, cellular component: centrosome; centriole; axonemal microtubule. The record is from RefSeq and is a predicted model, not a curated record. NCBI's taxonomy places the organism in Eukaryota, Metazoa, Chordata, Mammalia, Rodentia, Spalacidae.